Trichosurus vulpecula (common brushtail) is the source of this 2796-nucleotide messenger RNA. It is a transcript of the gene UNC5C, whose product is annotated as unc-5 netrin receptor C. The record is from RefSeq and is a predicted model, not a curated record. Lineage: Eukaryota; Metazoa; Chordata; Mammalia; Diprotodontia; Phalangeridae. Gene Ontology annotation, cellular component: membrane. The transcript has 16 exons. Gene Ontology annotation, biological process: netrin-activated signaling pathway. The coding region runs from base 1 to 2796 and encodes 931 amino acids. Gene Ontology annotation, molecular function: protein binding; netrin receptor activity.
AUGAGGAAAGGUUUGGAAGCUACAGCGGCCCGUUGCGGAUUGGGACUGGGAUACAUGCUGCAGAUGUUGGUGUUACCUGCCCUAGCCAUCCUUAGCGCCAGCAGCCCGGGCUCGGCAGCCCAAGAUGAUGAUUUUUUCCAUGAGCUACCAGAAACUUUUCCAUCUGACCCUCCUGAGCCUCUGCCACAUUUCCUUAUUGAGCCUGAAGAAGCUUACAUUGUGAAAAACAAGCCCGUGAACCUGUACUGCAAAGCUAGCCCUGCCACCCAGAUUUACUUCAAGUGCAAUAGUGAAUGGGUCCAUCAGAAGGACCAUAUUGUCGAUGAGAGAGUAGAUGAAACCUCCGGUCUGAUUGUCCGGGAAGUGAGCAUUGAGAUUUCCCGGCAACAAGUUGAAGAGCUCUUUGGGCCUGAAGAUUAUUGGUGCCAGUGUGUUGCCUGGAGCUCUGCAGGCACCACAAAGAGCCGGAAAGCCUAUGUGCGCAUUGCAUAUCUUCGCAAGACUUUUGAACAAGAACCUUUAGGAAAGGAAGUGUCCUUGGAACAGGAAGUCCUACUGCAGUGUCGCCCACCUGAAGGCAUACCCAUGGCUGAGGUGGAGUGGUUGAAAAAUGAAGAGAUAAUUGAUCCUGUUGAAGAUCGGAAUUUUUAUAUUACCAUUGACCACAACCUGAUUAUAAAGCAGGCUCGCCUCUCAGAUACAGCAAAUUAUACAUGUGUUGCCAAAAAUAUCGUCGCCAAGAGGAAAAGCACGACAGCAACCGUUAUAGUCUAUGUGAAUGGUGGCUGGUCCACCUGGACUGAAUGGUCUGUAUGUAACAGUCGAUGUGGACGAGGUUAUCAGAAACGUACAAGAACUUGCACCAACCCAGCACCACUCAAUGGUGGUGCCUUUUGUGAAGGACAAAGUGUUCAGAAAAUAGCCUGUACAACAUUAUGCCCAGUGGAUGGUCGGUGGACAGCAUGGAGCAAAUGGUCGACCUGUGGAACCGAGUGUACGCAUUGGCGCAGGAGAGAGUGCUCAGCACCAGCCCCCAAGAAUGGAGGCAAGGACUGCGAAGGACUCGUUUUGCAAUCCAAGAACUGCACAGAUGGGCUAUGUAUGCAGACGGCUCCUGACUCAGAUGAUGUUGCCCUCUACGUUGGUGUGGUUAUAGCAGUGAUUGUGUGCUUGGCCAUCUCUGUGAUCGUGGCUCUAUUUGUGUAUCGGAAGAACCAUAGGGACUUUGAGUCGGAUAUCAUUGAUUCCUCAGCCCUCAAUGGAGGAUUUCAGCCUGUCAACAUCAAGGCUGCAAGGCAAGAUCUCCUGGCGGUACCACCAGACCUUACAUCAGCGGCAGCCAUGUACAGAGGCCCUGUCUAUGCUUUGCAUGAUGUCUCUGACAAAAUCCCAAUGACCAACUCACCAAUCCUCGAUCCUCUACCCAACCUGAAAAUCAAAGUGUACAAUACCUCAGGUGCCGUAACCCCACAGGAUGACUUAUCAGAUUUCACAGCCAAGCUAUCCCCACAAAUCACCCAGUCUCUGCUGGAAAGUGAGACUCUCAACUUGAAAAAUCAGAGCCUGGCUAGACAAACAGACCCAUCCUGUACUGCUUUUGGGACUUUCAACUCUCUUGGGGGGCACCUCAUUGUCCCCAAUUCAGGAGUGAGUUUGCUGAUUCCUGCAGGGGCCAUUCCCCAAGGGAGAGUCUAUGAAAUGUAUGUGACCGUACACAGGAAAGAGAAUAUGAGGCCCCCAGUAGAAGACAGUCAGACUCUUUUGACCCCAGUGGUGAGUUGUGGGCCUCCUGGCGCCUUGUUGACUCGACCAGUUAUUCUUAGCAUGCAUCACUGUGCAGAGCCUGAAACGGAGGACUGGAAGAUCCAGCUGAAGACUCAGACUCCACAGGGGCAAUGGGAGGAUGUGGUAGUGGUUGGAGAGGAAAAUUUCACCACCCCAUGCUACAUUCAGCUGGACCUAGAAGCUUGCCACAUCCUCACAGAGACACUGAGCACAUACGCCUUGGUCGGGCAGUCCACCACCAAAGCGGCAGCAAAGCGCCUAAAACUUGCCAUCUUUGGGCCACUGUCUUGCUCAUCUUUGGAAUACAGCAUGCGUGUCUACUGUCUAGAUGACACACAAGAUGCACUUAAGGAAGUUCUGCAGCUCGAGAGACAGAUGGGAGGGCAGCUCCUAGAAGAACCCAAGACUCUCCAUUUUAAAGGCAGCACCCAUAACCUGCGUUUGUCAAUUCACGACAUAGCCCAUUCCCUCUGGAAGAGUAAACUGAUUGCUAAGUACCAGGAAAUUCCUUUUUACCAUAUCUGGAGCGGUUGUCAAAGAAAUCUCCAUUGUACCUUCACCUUGGAAAGAUUCAGCCUGACCACAGUGGAGUUAGUUUGUAAGAUCUGCGUGCGGCAGGUAGAGGGAGAAGGCCAGAUCUUCCAGCUCUCCUGUACAGUGUCAGAGGAACCCACUGGCAUCGACUUUCCCCUGCUGGAUCCAGCAAGUACCAUCACCACCAUCACAGGACCCAAUGCUUUCAGUAUCCCUCUCCCUAUUCGGCAGAAGCUCUGCAGCAGUCUUGAUGCCCCACAGACCAGAGGUCAUGACUGGAGGAUGCUAGCCCACAAACUGAAACUGGAUAGAUACUUGAAUUAUUUUGCAACAAAAUCAAGUCCUACUGGUGUGAUCCUGGAUCUCUGGGAAGCUCAGAACUUCCCAGAUGGGAACCUAAGCAUGCUGGCAGCAGUCUUGGAAGAAAUGGGAAGACAUGAAACAGUGGUGUCUUUGGCAGCAGAAGGACAGUAUUAA